Messenger RNA from Cyanistes caeruleus (blue tit), 459 nucleotides. NCBI's taxonomy places the organism in Eukaryota, Metazoa, Chordata, Aves, Passeriformes, Paridae. The record is from RefSeq and is a predicted model, not a curated record.
AUGAAUGUGAGCAGAGACAAGGUCGGUGACAUCUCCAUCCCGGCGGUGACAGCCCCCGCUGCCGGCAUCGGCGGGGAGCCCCGCGGCUGCCACGGGGAAGGGAUGGACAGCCGCGGGGAGCAGCGGCUCUCUGCCGGCGGCGAGCUGCCGCUCUACUGCCCUGCCAGCCGGGACAGGCAAGGGGACAGCCAGAGCAACACCCCCGGACAAGAGGGGGCAGUGGCCGCGCUGCCCAUGGUGCACAGAACCACCUCCUUCUCCGUGCUCGACAUCCUGGACCCUAACAAGUUCAACAGCAAGCGGCGGCAGUGCGCGGGCUUGUACAAAUCGGCGGGGAGCGAGUUCACUCUGGGGGCGGAGGAUAAGCCCGAGGACUCAGGGACGGAGCUGGCCGAGCAAAAGGCUCUCGCCGAAGAUUUCGACGCGUGCAAGAAGUCGGCAGAGCUGAUCAGUAAGUAG